AUGGUCAUUGAUACGCUGAAUUUGAAUUCCACAUCUGAGAGUGUCACUGAAAGCGAAUCUAAAUGCGCUAUUGAAUUAAUAAGGGAUAAAAUUAAGUCAUCUAUUAAAAACAAUUUUAAAAAGAAUAUCGAUCCAACCGUCAACGAGCUUCUUGAUUUGGUCUCUGUGUCAUCCCAACAAUGCAAGCAAAUGCUUAUCGAAGUAAAUGAAUUGGAGCAAACGCUGUCAGAAUGCGUAAAUAUUGUCGAAGAUGCUAAGAAAAAAGUUCCCGAACAGGUUGUUCAAGUCGACGAAAAUAAUAUUCUUGAAGCUUCUAAGCAACAGAAAUUACCUCCACAUCUUGUUAAUCGACUUAUGUCUCGCUCCUCUCUCGCUAAACCUGGCGCUUCUAAUGCGAGUCAUCCUAAAUCUCCGGUCGUUCGUUAUUCUUUCGAUCCUUUCACCGUAGAGCCGCCUCCUUUGCCUCCAUAUAUCCAACCAAACACAGCUAUUCAAAUUGAUGGGAAUAUUCUAAUUCUUCCUGUACAGCCUGCUAUUAAGCUUUUAGCCUCUGCAGUUGAUGGUGGCAUAUCUAUUAGGGGCGAAUUGGAUCCGUGCUUUUCUAUUGCUGUCAUCACAGCGUCACAACUGCCCUUCAAUUUCGUCGCAGUUAAUUUGCCUCCAAACAAUGUGCACUUCUUUGUUAUUCGCGGAAUUGAUGUUUUGGGUCGCAUUGGGCCUUGGUCCAAUAUUGUUAAAGCUGUUACUUCUUAA
Rodentolepis nana is the source of this 753-nucleotide messenger RNA. The record is from the annotation of a GenBank genome assembly. Lineage: Eukaryota; Metazoa; Platyhelminthes; Cestoda; Cyclophyllidea; Hymenolepididae.